AUGUCGCUCUGCCCAAAUGGAGCCCCUCCGAUGUUUCUCUCGUGGAGCAAUGUCACAGUCACAACCGAUCAAAAGGCCAUCAACCGAGGAAUUGGGAUCUCGAUGGGAACGCCUCCUCAGAUCGUUUCCCUCAGACCAAGUACCGCCGACGAUAACCUAUACGUGGUGAACAAAGCACAGUGCGCUCCUCAGUACAACGACUCGUGCAUCGGGCAAUUCGGUGGUGUCUUCGACUAUUCAACUUCAAAGUCCUUUCUCCAGGUUGCUGAAGGUCAAUGGAAUGGCACAGACCAAGGCAAUCCCAGUCAAUUAUCCUUUGUCUACUUCAACGACGUUUUGACUUUCGGGAAUGCUUCCGUCUAUGGGUUUCCUGCCAGCUACGAUGAACCUGGAUAUGGUGGUCAGGGUGUCAUGCCUCUCGGAUCCAGCUCGGACUUUCUCCGAGUUGCUGUUGAGAGCGGCGCUGUACCAUCCACUGUCUUUGGCCUCUGGACCGGUUCUCGCUCUAUCGAACAUCCCGUGGACGGGUCUCUCGUCGUUGGCGGCUACGACACUACGCGGAUCAAUGGCACAUUGACUACUUUCACCUCUCAGAAGCAAUGCGAAAUGUGUGUCAUUAUCACCAGCCUCGUCUAUGAAGAUGAAACGGGUUCGACAAAUCUCUUCUCCAACUCGUCCGAAUCUCUACAGAUCAACCUUCAGCCUUCCGAACGUGCACUAAAUGUACCGCAGAAUGUCUGGGAGAACUUCAAAACCGCGACCAACGGCGUCUACAAUGACAGUUACCUAACAUACCCAUCCACCGCUGUGCCAACCGGCAACUUAGUCGCCACCCUGCAAAACGGAUACAAGACCACCAUCCCUGCGGAGGAGCUCUUCUAUUAUCCUCGCAACUAUAAUGACGACGGCCAAUACACAGUCAUCGACAACACCUACAAGAUUGCCACGCUUUUCAACACCACCAACGACGGUUACGUUCUGGACUGGGGAAUCCCGUAUAUGACUAUGAACUACAUAAUCGCAGACUACAAGAGGUCUCAGUUCAAAAUGGCUCCUGCAAUCCGGACGGAUUUUGAAAGCCAAGGUGGUGGCUAUGCACUCCAAGCGUCCUGCGAUCCGAUCACAAGUACCACGCCAACGGCUACCAGCUCUACCGUCGUAAACAGUGCCACUGCAACUGGUUCAGCAGCAUCGGCCUCCCACGACAGCAGCAGCAAUAAAAACGUUGGCCCCAUUGUCGGCGGCGUGGUAGGCGGAGUCCUUGGUCUGAUUCUUAUUGUCGGCGGACUCGCAUUACUGUUCUACCGCAGUCGACGACGCAGGAGUGCCCCUGGGACUCCGGGUGAACACGGCCAGCCCACUAUGACUACACCAAUGAUGGGUGAGGGCAACAUGGCCCAUAAUGCAGGUUCAACCGCAGACCGUUACUCCCAUUGGACAGCAAUGUCUCCGACAGAAGCACGCAGCGAGCUUGGUGGGGGUGAGAAAAUGAACGGUGCAAACGCGAGUGUAAAUCAAUGGCUAUCGAGUCAAGCCAGCGAUACUCAAACUGUCAUGAGCUCAAAUUCUCCUAACCCCAACGUUGGUGCGACCCUGGGAUAUAAUAUGGGCUCGCCACAGACAACAGCCACGCAUAUGCAACCGCAGAAUGGGACGAUGGACCGACCGUUCGAGAUGCCAGCGCAGACCUGGGAUAGCCGGUAG
Molecule: messenger RNA, 1704 nt
Organism: Cladophialophora psammophila CBS 110553
Lineage: Eukaryota; Fungi; Ascomycota; Eurotiomycetes; Chaetothyriales; Herpotrichiellaceae
Exons: 2
Coding region: 1-1704 (567 amino acids)
Source: RefSeq, a predicted model, not a curated record